Molecule: messenger RNA, 963 nt
Organism: Peronospora farinosa
Lineage: Eukaryota; Oomycota; Peronosporomycetes; Peronosporales; Peronosporaceae
Source: the annotation of a GenBank genome assembly
AUGUUACAUUCGAGAUUCUUUCAUUCUUCUCAAGCUCUUCGUUUAAGACGAUCUCUGUCAAUGGUGUCGUUGAAGGACCAAGUGGGAGUUAUUGGAUUGGGUCAAAUGGGUGGACGCAUGGCGGACAAUCUUCGUAAAAAUGGAUACAAUCUCGUGGUAUGUGAUUCCGACCCUGUCAAUGUCCACAAACAAGUUGAUCAAGGAGCUGUAGCUGCUGUUAAUGCUAGAGAAGUGGCUGAACAAUGUAAUACUAUCAUCACGAUGCUGCCGUCAACUGCUAUUGUUGAGGGUGUCUACCUUGGGGAGAAUGGUGUGCAUGAGGCUUUACGUAGUGAUCAUUUGCUGCUUGACUCGAGUACCAUUGAUCCAAUCUUUACCAAGAAAUUAAGCAAAGAGCUCCAUGAUCGUGGGGCGACUUUUGUCGAUGCGCCAGUAUCUGGUGGUGUGGCUGGAGCUCAGAACGGGACAUUGACGUUCAUGGUCGGUGGAGAAGUGGAAGAGUUUGAACGUGUUAAACCAUUGCUAGCAGCGAUGGGGAAGAACCUCGUUCAUUGUGGCGGCAGUUCUACCGGUCAAAUUGCCAAGUUGUGCAACAAUCUGGCACUGGCAAUUCAAAUGGCGUCUAUUGCAGAAGCUGUAAACCUCGGGACGACGUUGGGAAUUGAUGCCAAGAUUCUCAAGAACAUUAUGGACACGUCCACGGCCUCGUGCUGGUCUUCCUUAGUCAAUCACCCGUACCCGGGCUUGAUGGAGAAUGUACCAUCAUCGAACAAUUACGAGGGAGGGUUUGCUGUUGCAUUGCACCGGAAGGAUCUAGGACUUGCCAUGGACUGUGCCAAACAAGCUGAAGUGUCUGUUCCUUUGACCUGUCAAGUACACCAACUUUUUAACAUGAUGGUCGCGGGUGGCUACGGCAAGAAGGACUUCAGCUAUCUCCUCCCGUACCUCAAGAACGGCAAGUAA